AUGGGGCGCAGCGUUCAAGUGUAUAUAGAUAACUUUGUGAAAAGCAAAGAGCUUCCACCGCCUUCACAAAAGGCUGCAGUAUUCCAAUAUCUAGAUAAACUCAGGAUAGAUGCAGCAGCGAGUCGUAUGUACAAAGAUGCUUGCCAAAUACCAACAAAUUUCAAAAGAUAUGCAGCAAGCUUAUUUCGUGAACGCGAAAUGGAGAAAAUGCGAACACAUCAAGGAGAAUUUCAACAGCAAGAAGUGCGCUCCAAACAAAAAUAUCACAAAUACGCAACAAUAUAA
Trichomonas vaginalis G3 is the source of this 285-nucleotide messenger RNA. RefSeq lists its product as uncharacterized. The coding region runs from base 1 to 285 and encodes 94 amino acids. The record is from RefSeq and is a predicted model, not a curated record. The transcript has a single exon. NCBI's taxonomy places the organism in Eukaryota, Parabasalia, Trichomonadida, Trichomonadidae.